CACAGGUGACUGCACGUUGAGCAGCGUGGCUGUACCUGCCAACAGACUCGGAACGAGCAACAACGACAGGCAGCGCGAAGCCUCAUGAGGUGUGCUUCGGUGUGGCUGCACCCAGAUACCAAUCUUUGGUCAAGGGGCUAAAGGAGCAACCACAUCAUGUCACAAACCCCUGUCGGUCCACAGUCUGAGGCCGGCGACGUGGGACGGCCACCCUAUUUGGCUGACUACGACGAAUAUGGCCGAGGGUUCGGCAGACACAAGCAUGGGAAGUAUAUCUUCCCAGUUGAUGAGGGAGAAAGACGACGCAUGGAUCUUGUGCAGAAAGUAUUCCUCAUGGUGAAAGGUGGCCUCGAAUACGAGUUCCCUGCAGCAGCAGCCGACGCAGCUAAGAUCCUGGAUCUCGGGUCAGGCACGAGCAUCUGGGCUUGCCAGAUGGCCGAGAGGUACCCAAACGCCCAUGUCAUGGCUGUUGACUUGCACAACAGCUCCCCACGCAUGAUCCCUCCUAAUGUUGAGGUAAAGCAACACGAUCUCGAGGAUCCAGACUGGAGUCCGCUCAUGAUGGAUUGCGACAUGGCACACAUCCGCUUGUUGCUGGGGGCGAUAGAAACUGACAUGUGGCCCCGCGUAUACCAGAACGUGUUCAGGCACCUCAAACCUGGAUAUGGCUUUAUCGAGCAGACGGAGAUCGACUGGCGGCCAGGGUUUGAGCACGAGCGGCCACAGCCCUCGUCGGCGCUCGAAGAGUGGUGCGAGGGGGUCCUGUCCGGGCUCGAGCGCGCCAACCGAAGUGCACACAUCCGACCAGGGCACACAAGACGGAUGCUGGCAGAAGCGGGUUUUGAGCACAUUGAGCAGGUUGUCGUCCGCCUCUACCUCAGCCCCAGCCCGGCCGCGGCCGCAGACGACCAGCGCGAGCUAUCAAAAUGGUUCAACCUGGUCGUGACGCAGGGCUUUGAGGCCAUGGCUCUCGUGCCCAUGAUCCGCUAUGGCUCGGCUGUUGAUCCGGACCAAAUAGAGGAUCUGGCCCAGCGAGCGACGACUGAAGCCUGCACCCUCAAGUAUGGAGCUUACAUGAACGCCUACAUAUGGAGAGCACGCCGACCUCUGGGCACUUAGGUGUCCCAAGGUCAAACGGAUGCGGAGGCGCAGGCAUUGUACGUCCCUCGACGCAAGACGAUGCGGAAUACAGCUCUCAAUGGGCUCGGGGUU
Molecule: messenger RNA, 1212 nt
Organism: Emericellopsis atlantica
Lineage: Eukaryota; Fungi; Ascomycota; Sordariomycetes; Hypocreales; Bionectriaceae
Product: methyl transferase
Exons: 7
Coding region: 157-1119 (320 amino acids)
Molecular function (GO): methyltransferase activity
Source: RefSeq, a predicted model, not a curated record